Molecule: messenger RNA, 1335 nt
Organism: Colletes gigas
Lineage: Eukaryota; Metazoa; Arthropoda; Insecta; Hymenoptera; Colletidae
Product: insulinoma-associated protein 1a-like
Exons: 1
Coding region: 1-1335 (444 amino acids)
Biological process (GO): neuron differentiation; regulation of cell cycle process; negative regulation of transcription by RNA polymerase II
Cellular component (GO): transcription repressor complex; nucleus
Molecular function (GO): RNA polymerase II cis-regulatory region sequence-specific DNA binding; DNA-binding transcription repressor activity, RNA polymerase II-specific
Source: RefSeq, a predicted model, not a curated record
AUGUUGCACAGUUCUUUGCCCCGGGCGUUCCUGGCCCCCGGGUUGAACUAUCUGGGCUACUAUGGCGACGAGAUCCACCAGCAUCCGUACUGCACGCCCGCUACCUGGCACAUUCCCAUGGAGAAUCCCUCGAGCUACCCGAGGGUUCCCGAGCAGCACGUUCUGCAGACGUGGGACCUGUCCAGGUCGUCGACACCGUGCCCCCUGGACCUGUCCCUGAAGCCGCCGCCCACGCCGAGCACCCCGAAGACCGAGGAGCCCAAGAAAGCACACAGGAUCCUCAACGAUCUGCAGAAGGAGUCCGAGAGCACCAGGUACAGAAGGAACAGCGAGGAUGCGGGCUCCCUGGUCGUGGACGACUUCGACGCCCUGCCGCGAAGCUCCUCGGUUCACAGUCACUCCAGUUACGAGCAACUGCUCUCGAAGAACGACGCGAUCUCGCUCCAGGACUCCGCGGAGAAGCCCUCCGUUCCGUUCGGUUCGCCCAGCGACGUUGCGGCGAAGUCGUAUUACGCACAGAGUCAGAAGCUUCUGCUGGCCAGUCCCGGUCACUUGCAGUCGGAGCAGGGCUACCAUCAGCAGCUGCUCCUGACGCCGCAGCAUCACUUGCAGGGCAUGCAACACGCGCCCAUGACGCCGCCCAGCACGCCCUCGCCGCCUCAUUGCUCGCGAAGAAAGGUCAGAGAGGAGGACGCCAGUCCGGCGUCGUCGAUGACAAACAGCGGCUCGAAAAUCGGCCCCGCCGAGAAGCUGCUGCAACGACCGAAGAAGAAGCACGCCAGGCGGCUCAAGUUCGACGAGGACACCAGCAGCCCGGUGUCCGGGACCGUGAUCCUGGGCCCCGACGAGGCGGUCGUCACCGGGGACAUCGAUCCCGCCUUCAACAUCGUUGAAGUCACCGAGGAGGCGCGCGCCGAGCUAGCGAAGAUCGAGAACCGUCUGGGCCCGUAUCAGUGCAAGCUGUGCAGACAACUACACGAGGAUGCGUUCCAAUUGGCGCAGCACAGGUGCUCCAGGAUAGCCCACGUCGAGUACAGAUGCCCCGAGUGCGACAAGAGGUUCUCGUGCCCCGCGAACCUGGCCUCCCACCGGCGAUGGCACAAGCCCAGGCUUGCCAACGGCGAGCACGCGUCCACCGCCAACGGCGUCGAGAUACCCUGCACCAGGUGCGAGGCAAAGUUCACCAGGCAGGUCGCCCUCAGGAAGCAUCUGGCCACCCAGCAUCCGGAAGCGAACAACAACGUCCUCAUCGAGGCACAGGGCACCGUGGCCAAGGCGGACGUCGCAGCGGCUCAGAUGGUCUCGGACGGCACCCUGGCCACCGAGAUGCCCUGA